AUGGGGUUCUCCAGGGGACUUGUUUACCUCCUCCUCCUCCUGCACCUGCUGCAGGGGUCAGACGCAUCCCUGGUGAGGCUGAUCGACAACGGUUAUGAAGGCGUCAUCAUAGGUAUUGACCCUGCUGUGCCAGAAGAUGAAGCAAUAAUAGAAAAAAUAAAGGAGAUGGUGACUACAGCAUCUACAUACCUGUUUGAAGCUACAGAAAAAAGAUUUUUUUUCAAAAAUGUAUCUAUAUUAAUUCCUGAAAAAUGGACAAACAAACCUCAGUACAGGAGGCCAAAACAGGAGAGCUACAAACACGCAGAUGUUAAGGUUGCGCCUCCAGCUCUCCCAGGCAGAGACGAGCCGUACACCCGGCAGUUCACAGAGUGUAAAGAGAAAGCAGAGUACAUCCAUCUCACCCCUGACUUCAUGCUAGGGGGAAAACAAAGUGAAUAUGGAGAUUCAGGAAGAUUGUUUGUCCAUGAAUGGGCCCAUCUUCGCUGGGGAGUGUUUGAUGAGUACAGUGAAGACCAGCCAUUCUACAGUGGUUCAUCAAAGAAAAUUGAAGCAACAAGGUGCUCCACAGGUAUCACAGGUAUGAAUAGAGUCUAUACAUGCCAAGGAGGCAGCUGCAUAGCCAGAAGGUGCAGAACUAACUCCACCACAAAAUUGUAUGAAAAAGAUUGUCGAUUCUUCCCUGAUAAAGUUCAGUCAGAAAAGGCAUCCAUAAUGUUCAUGCAAAGCAUUGAUUCGGUGACUGAAUUCUGUAAAGAAGAAAACCACAAUCAAGAGGCUCCAACUCUGCAUAAUCAAAAGUGCGAUUAUAGAAGCACGUGGGAAGUGAUCAGCAGCUCUGAGGAUUUUAAUAACAAUGUGCCCAUGGAGACAGCACCCUCUGCACCCACCUUCUCACUCCUGAAGAUCAGUGAAAGAGUUGCCUGCCUAGUUCUUGAUGUAUCUGGGAGUAUGAAUAGCGCUGAUCGUCUCAAUCGAAUGAAACAAGCAGCAGAAUACUUUCUACGGCAGAUCAUUGAAAAUAGGUCCUGGGUGGGGAUGGUACACUUUACUCACGAGGCCACAAUUAAAAGUCAGCUGAUUCAAAUAAACAGUGACACCGAGAGAAACCAGCUUGUGAAAACUUUACCCACAAGUGCCGGUGGGGGGACUUCCAUUUGCUCUGGAAUCCGAACUGCAUUUCAGGUUUUUAAUAAUAAAGAUUUCCCGACAGAUGGGACAGACAUCGUGCUGUUGUCUGAUGGGGAGGACAGCACUGCAAAAACCUGUAUCAAUGAGGUGAAAGACAGUGGGUCCAUAGUUUAUUUCAUUGCCUUGGGACCAUCUGCUGACACAGCUGUAAUAAACAUGAGCAUUUUAACAGGUGGAAAGCAUCUGUAUGCUUCAGAUAUAGCCCAGAACAAUGGUCUCAUUGACGUUUUUGGGGCCCUUGCUUCAGAAAACGCUGAUGUCACCCAGAAGUCUAUUCAGCUUGAAAGUAAGGGUGCCUUACUGAACAAUGGUGUCUGGCUGAAUGACACCAUAGUAAUCGACAGCACAGUGGGAAAGGACACAUUCUUUCUUGUCACCUGGAAGCAACAAAUUCCUGGCAUUUAUCUCAGGGAUCCAACAGGAACACAAUUCACAAAUUUCACAGAGGAUAUAGCUUCCAAAAUGGCCUAUCUCAGUGUCCCAGGAACAGCUCAGGUGGGCAUUUGGACUUACAAUCUUGAAGCCAAAGCAAACCAAGAAGUACUGACAAUUACAGUAACCUCUCGGGCAGCAAAUUCUUCUGUGCCUCCAAUCACUGUAAAUGCUAAAAUGAAUAGAGAUGCCAGCAGUUUUCCCAGCCCAACAAUCGUUUAUGCAGAAGUUCUACAAGGCUAUACACCCAUCAUUGGAGCCCGGGUGACAGCCAUCAUAGAGUCAAAUAAUGGAAAAACAACAGAGUUAGAACUGCUGGAUAAUGGUGCAGGGGCUGAUGCUCUCAAGGAUGAUGGGGUCUACUCCAGGUACUUCACAGCUUAUUCAGAAAAUGGCAGAUACAGCUUAAAGGUACGUGCAGACGGAGGAACCAACUCUGCCAGGAGGAGUUUACGGCAUCCAUCAAGUAGAGCCGCAUACGUACCAGGCUGGGUAGUGAAUGGAGAAAUUGAAGGGAACCCACCCAGACCUGAAAUGACUGAGGCCAUUCAGCCAGUCCUGGAGAAUUUCAGCAGGACAGCAUCUGGAGGUGCAUUUGUAGUAUCCAAUGUUCCAAAUACCCCAUCUACCCAAUGGCCUGACAUGUUCCCACCAAGUCAGAUCACAGACCUUCACGCCACACUCAAUGGAGAGGAGAUCAGUCUAACGUGGACAGCACCGGGGGAUGAUUUUGAUGUUGGAAGAGCUCAACAGUACAUCAUAAGAACAAGCGAAAAUAUCACCGACCUCAGAGACAAUUUUGAUGGGACGCCUCAAGUUAAUACGACUAACCUGGUGCCAAACGAAGCCAACUCCAAGGAAACUUUUGCCUUUAAACCAGAAAAUAUCUCAGAAGAAAAUGCCACCCACAUAUUCAUUGCCGUUAUAAGUGUCGAUAAAAGCAACUUGAGGUCGAGACUGUCCAACAUUGCACAAACAGCGCUGUUCAUCCCUCAGGCAGAGCCUGGGCCUGAUGGGCCUGAUGGGCCUGGUGCUCCUGGUGGAAGCCCACAUUCCGGAGUUAGUGUUUCUACUAUUGUGCUGUCCGUGGUGGGUUCUGUUGUACUUGUUUGUAUUAUUGUAAGUGCCACUAUUUGUAUCUUAAGAAACAGAAGGUCCUCAUCAAGAGCUGCAACAACAUUCUGAAAAACAACAUGAGUA
Molecule: messenger RNA, 2823 nt
Organism: Acomys russatus (golden spiny mouse)
Lineage: Eukaryota; Metazoa; Chordata; Mammalia; Rodentia; Muridae
Gene: Clca4
Product: chloride channel accessory 4
Exons: 14
Coding region: 1-2808 (935 amino acids)
Biological process (GO): chloride transport
Molecular function (GO): intracellularly calcium-gated chloride channel activity
Source: RefSeq, a predicted model, not a curated record